AUGAAGGCUUCUCUCAUCUCAGCCGUUGCUCUAGUCUCCUUUGUCUUGGGUGCGACUGUUCCCAAAUCUACUAAGGUUGACUAUACUGGCUUCAAGGGUCUUCGCAUCACCCUCCCCGAGGGCUCCGAGGAUUUGGCCGACCAGAUCAACGAGUUGACUGCAACGAUACUGAACCCCGGCGCCAGAGAACAGCUCGAUGUGGUCGUAUCUCCCAACAAUAUCGACGCCAUCAGCCAGCUGGCUCUGGAUACUACAAUUCUCCUCGAGGAUGUCGGUGCUGCUUUUGCCGAGGAGGAUGUGGCUACGGUGUAUGCUGUCCCCAGCGAAACCUGGUUCACUGCCUACCAUAGCUAUGCGGACCACUUGACCUUCUUGAGAGACCUCCAGAGCAGCUUUCCCAGCCAAUCUGAACUCACCACAGCGGGAUCUUCUUUCCAAGGACGAGCCCUUGCUGGCAUCCAUAUCUGGGGAAGCGGAGGGAAGGGGUCCAAGCCGGCGGUGGUUCUCCACGGCACCGUCCACGCUCGCGAGUGGAUCAGCACGAUGACUACCGAGUACGUGGCUUGGCAACUUUUGACCAAGUAUGCGACCGACUCUGCUAUCAAGGCCGUCGUCGACAAGUUCGACUGGUACAUCACUCCUGUUGUGAACCCAGACGGCUUUGUUUACACUCAGUCUACUGACCGUCUCUGGCGCAAAAAUCGCCAAACAAACACUGGCAGCUCAUGUGUCGGUCGUGACCCUAACCGCAACUGGCCAUAUAAGUGGGAGCUCACCGGAGGUGCUUCAACCAGCCCCUGCGCCGAGACGUACAAGGGUGCUACCGCCGCCGAUACCCCGGAAAUCAAGGGUCUCAAGGCGCAGAUCGACUCUUUGUCCGCCAGCAGGGGUAUCACCCUCUACCUCGACGUCCACUCCUACGGGCAGUACAUUCUUUGGCCUUAUGGAUAUGACUGCAACUACGUCGCUCCCGACGACGCUGCGCUGCAAACAAUGGCCCAGCGCGGUGCCACCGCUAUCCGUGGCGUUUCCGGCACCAGCUACACCAUUGGCAACGCUUGCCGUGCUCUUUACGCAACCACUGGCGAUAGUACCGACUACAUUCACGGCGUUGCCAAGUCCAAGUACACGUACACCAUCGAGCUCAGAGACAGAGGAACCUAUGGCUUUUCUCUUCCUGCUAGUCAGAUCUCGGCUACUGUGAAAGAGACUUGGGCUGGGGUCCUUGCCAUGGCUCAGGCGGCAUAG
Molecule: messenger RNA, 1248 nt
Organism: Colletotrichum phormii
Lineage: Eukaryota; Fungi; Ascomycota; Sordariomycetes; Glomerellales; Glomerellaceae
Product: zinc carboxypeptidase A
Exons: 5
Coding region: 1-1248 (415 amino acids)
Biological process (GO): proteolysis
Molecular function (GO): metallocarboxypeptidase activity; zinc ion binding
Source: RefSeq, a predicted model, not a curated record